GAUUGCUCAGCAUACAUAUCAGCUCUUCACUCAGUGUCCGUUGCUUUACGAACACCAACAAAGAGAACACUCCUGGUGAUGGAUGAGUUUGCUAGUGUAGUUGACAAGUUGGAACUUAAUGCACUUACAACAGCCAUAGUUGAAUUCCUCCUAAACCUUGCAGAAUGUCCGUUCGCUGUCAUAGCCACCCACAACUAUGGAAUUUUGAAACACUUUCAAGUGUCUGGACCACGAGUACAAUACUUGACAAUGAAGACGACAACUCAUGAGGGGAAAUUGCUAUGUCUGUACGAAGUUACUAACGGCAUAACCUCAGAAAGUGAAACAAUUACAAUAGCCAAGAAUAUUGGACUUCCACAAGGAGUAAUAGAAAGAGCACUGGAACUGAGGAAUUCCCCAGCUGUAAUGAAUCUCAAAUUUGUGGAAGACAGAAUUAAAAAAGUGAAAAAAGCGAUGAAGAUACUGCGAAUAAAUAUUGCCAAUAAUAGUACCACGCCACUGGAAAAUAUGCAAAAUUUAUUUUGCCGUCAUCGUCGUCGUCGAAGGCUGAGACUGAAGAAUGGUGGUCGGUCAUCUCACUAA
This is a messenger RNA of Trichobilharzia szidati, 582 nucleotides long. The record is from the annotation of a GenBank genome assembly. Lineage: Eukaryota; Metazoa; Platyhelminthes; Trematoda; Strigeidida; Schistosomatidae.